UUUAAAAGUUUUAUACAUCACCACUGGCAGGUGCAACGUGAUGGAACACAUUUGGCUCUUCAUGCUUUCUCUGUCAGGAAUUGUGUCACCAAUUCUGUGCAACACACAUGACUACAUUCUGAUUAAACAGUUAAAAACAUGGAGCGAUGCUCAAACUUACUGCCGAACAUACCAUGUUGAUCUGGCCACUGUUCAAAGUACUGAAAACUUCACCCGUCUGCAAGAAGUAGCAGACACAAACAAAUUUACUGGAGCUGCCUGGACUGGCCUGUACAACGACAUCAAAAGCUGGCGGUGGUCUUAUAAAGAUGAGAGUCAGUUGUUCACUCACUGGGCGUUGGGACAGCCAGAUAACUACGGUUGGGGAGAGGAGUGUGUUACACUAAGAUAUGAUGGUGUUUGGUUUGACACAUACUGUCCGUAUCAAAAAUAUUUUCUGUGUUUUGAUGACCAGAGCAACAGCACAGACAAUUAUAUUGUUGUUACUAAAGCUAAGACUUGGCUUGAUGCUCAGACGUACUGCAGACAGCAUUAUACAGACCUGGUCACCAUUAGAAAUCAAACGGAAAAUGACAUGUUAGCAAAGAAGAUAUAUGGGACUACAGAUUUUGCCUGGAUUGGACUAUUCAGGGACUCUUGGAAGUGGUCCGACCAGGCCAACUUAACAGACUCAACUCGAGUGAUUGCUCAACGUCUGAAUGGAGCAAAUGAAGAUUGUGCUUUAGUAAACUAUGGGGGUUACAUCGACGACUAUCCCUGCACUUUAACGUUUUACUUCUAUUGUGACACUGUGUGGCUGAAACGGCAGAUUGUGAGACUGGAGGUAAAAGUCAGUCAGAAUGUGGCUGAAACUACAUUGAUGGCUCUCGUCUUAAAGCAGAUGCAGCAAACCCUCAACAAACAGGGCUGGACCGAAGACGUCACCAUGACAUGGAGGAAACAACGCAGUGGACGAGUCUUCCAGAAGAUUCAAACACUUGAACCACAAAGUAGUAAUGAAAGUGCUGUGUGCCCUGGCCCCAACUUCUGAACACAUCUUUUUAUGAUUUUUUUUAUUUAUAUCUUUUGGAGGAAAAGGUAUAUAACAUUUUGUGUGAUGGAACAUAAUUCUCAGUGAAAUGAGUUCAAAAUACUCCAUUUAAAAUGAGUUUGACACCUCUAAUCUGUUAUAAUUAAUCAUUGUAGUUUGUGUCUCUUAUUAAGUGUGAUUUAUUCAUUAACUUUAGAUUUCCAGUUCUAUAUAUGCCAUAUAAAAAUAUGUUUUAUUAGAGCAAAAAAAUGAUUAAAAAGAGAUUUCUUUGAUAUAGGUAGACCGGGGCUAAUUGUCACACAGGGAAGAUGUCAAAAGGGCUAUUUAAAAGAAUAUUCCAGGUUCAAUUCAAGUUAAGAUCAAUCAACAGCAUUUGUGGCAUUCAUUUGAUUACCACAAAAAUGUAUUUUGACUCAUCCCUCCUUUUCUUUAAAAAAACAAUAAUAAAAAAAUACAGUGAGGCAUUUACAAGUCAAUGUGUUCAAUCCAUAAACGUUAAAAUAAUCAGUUUCAAAACUAUAGACACAACAAUA
Molecule: messenger RNA, 1563 nt
Organism: Xyrauchen texanus (razorback sucker)
Lineage: Eukaryota; Metazoa; Chordata; Actinopteri; Cypriniformes; Catostomidae
Product: macrophage mannose receptor 1-like
Exons: 6
Coding region: 41-1030 (329 amino acids)
Source: RefSeq, a predicted model, not a curated record